Molecule: messenger RNA, 5528 nt
Organism: Porites lobata
Lineage: Eukaryota; Metazoa; Cnidaria; Anthozoa; Scleractinia; Poritidae
Source: the annotation of a GenBank genome assembly
GUCGUAUGGCCAGCAAUUGGAGUCAAGUCUGAACUAACCCGAAGUAAGAGUCUUAUAAUUAUUUAACCGAGUAACCGUGUUUCCACUUUGUACAGAUGUUUUUGUACCAGCUGAAAAACGUUCUAUAUUUCUAUUUCUAUAUUUAGGUUGCCCAUCGCGCCAAGGAUACGAGUGAUCGCUUCUUAAAAUGUUCACAUCAUCUCGUGUUUUUAACGUUUUUUUAAGACUUACCACGAAUAACUUAAUUAGGUAGAGAGAAAAUCAUGCAAAGUUAUUCUUUACGCUAAGUGGCCUUGGCGUGGUUCGUUACCUGCUAAAAUAGGAUGGGUCAUUAUUUGAAAAGAAAUUCGUCGUAAAUUAGAUGUGUUCAUAAAUUGACCUAACCCUAAUCCUAACCCCAACCCUAACCCUAAUCCUAACCCUAACCGUAACCCAAAUCCAAACCCCUCGGAUAUGCGGCUAUGUGGCUACGCGAGGGGUAAUAGCUUCGAAGUGGCCGGGUAUUCUACGUAGCCGCGUAGCCACUGUUAUUGUGGUAUGGCUUCGAAAUGGCCGGAUAUUCUGCAGUUAAGCCCAUAAAUUUUAUUUGAAAAAAAGUAUAGCGAUCUUGUUUAUGUUGAGAGGAGUACAUAAAUGAAAAAGAUCUUUUUAAGUUCCAGAUUAGGGGAUCUAGUGCCCUACGUAAAUGUUGAUUAGUUUUUUACAGUUAUUUCACAGAAAUCUCAGAAAUUGACGGUUUCUUUCUUCGCCAUGGUUGAAAAAGCUAAGCUGUUGUCAGAGGAAAAACUUCGUGAAAUAAAGAAGCUUGCCGGAAUUAAAGACUCCGAGCGAGGUUAUAUGUCAGCAUACAAGGGAAACAGAGAAACAUCUGCUUUGCGAGCCGAGAAAGUCGCUGCGGUUGAUUUACACCCCGAGGAAGAAAACACUUGUGAAUCGGAGCUUGAAUUUUAUACCGAACAAGAAACAAACAGUCCUAUUUAUACUGAAGGUCUUCACUUCUAUGCUGAUCAAGAAGUACCUUUUCAACAUCUAAGCAAUGAUGGUAACAGCAAAGCUUCAGAGAAUGAUGCAGUUUUUAGUGCACAUUUUCACAGAGAUUCCGACAAACCGAUCUCUAAUGAAGUGCAGCAACUUGACGUACCAGCAGUGGACGGUACUAACAGAAUCUCGCAAUUUGAAGAAUCAGCUGCACUGCCUUGUAACUCAACCAUCGGAAGUGUAUGCUUGGAGUUCGCUGAGAAGGCCGAGAAGGGUAAAGCUGAUAGAUGUGGAGAAUUUCUUGGUGAUUUCUCACCGAUGGGUUUAGAUUUUGAGCAGGAGCAAAAAAUAAUGAUGGUUACAAACGAAUAUGUUGCAAGCAACUGUCCUAUAUUGCCCCCAGAAAUAACAAAAGAGACGGACUUGUGCUCUUUCUUACGCACGAUAGAUGACAGAGAUCUGAUAGAUGAGGUAAAUGAAUUUACGUAACGAUGCUUUAUGAAAAGAAAAAAAUAACUCGAAAAGAGCGUAUUUUACAAAAGUUUCCGAAGAAUAUCCAUCGACCUACGCAAACUUUGCUCGAAACGCCAGCCUUUGAACCGUUUUUGCGGUGGAAAAUUUAGGCCCGGUGCAGACGCUGAACUUUUCAUGAGCCAAAACUAAUUCGAAUUAAGGCCUACCAAAAUUAUUUAGAUCGGCUGGAUUGAUUCAGACGCUGAUCUUAAUUCCAGCCGAACAAAAUUCAAAAGGAGAAUAAUGAUAAUUUCAGUAAAACUGCUUACAAAAUACGUUAUAAUAAUUUACGCACUACGUUCGGACUUGAAAAGUUCGGCGUCUGAAUCGAAGCCGUUCCAAAGUCGCUCCAAAGCCGAAAUUGCCCGCCGGGCUAGGCAAGAAGAACGGCUGAGCCGUUCCAAAUUGAAAUAGGCGUUCAAACGCCGAACUUUUCAUGUACUUAAUUCAACUUAGCUUCGGCUCAUGAAAAGUUCGGCAUCUGAACUGGACCCCACCGACCACCUUCGACGGAGGGUUAUGCUCUCAUAUUGUCAAUAUUGAAGUUUAAAAGCAUGUAUUUUCUGUUGUUCAUAGUCGCGUCUAGGUGACGUUGUUGGGUGCCCCUUACAACAGAGAAACCGCUAUUCACUCACUAGAGAAGCAACUGCACUGUUCAGACGAGAAGAAAUACAGGAUAGCGUGAAUAACGAUACAUUUGGCGAUGACAUCGAGGAACAGUUUUUAGGUUUGGAGUGUCUAAUUACAACUGGCCUGCCAAACCGGACGAAACCUGCUUCAUAUUUCGAGCGUUUUGAUAAAGAAAUAGCUGAUCAGUGUGCAGAAAACCAAACUCAGGAGGAUAUUUUGGCGAGCAAACAAGCUUUUUCUUUUUUGCGGAAGACCACACCAAGCUCAAUAAGCAGAGCAGAUUACAAUGCUAAACGUCAUUAUCACAAUGUGUCGGGGAAUGGAAAUCAUCAAGGAGCCAAGGAUAUUGCAGUUGGUGUGGAAAAGCUAAAAGAAUGUGAGUUUCUUACACAAGAGAAUGGCAAGCAAGCACUUUUAUAUCAAAAAGAUAUCACAAAAGCUUUAACUGAGACAGUAACACCAGUUGAUGUCUUACUCGAGGCCAGCGAUGAAGACAAGAAAAAUAAAGGAGGGUUCCUUCAAGAAUCUGGCGAUCAAGGAUUUCAAGCUUCAGGUUCGUUUUCUAACGUAAAAUAAUUUUGUCGUCAAAGUGUAACAGUGCAUAAAACUUUUUUCGUGCAUGAUCAUAGCGAUUAACUAUAAUUCUAGUUCGUCGUUGACAUGUAAGCUACCGCUAAGAUGUCGCUCCUGCAAACGCACACAGAUUUUCAUUUGGCACUAUCGCCAGUGCACAGAAUCGUUCACUUUUAAUAGCAAGGGAAUAGCACUAAUGUGCCUUAGUAAAAUCCAACUAGUGGUCUAUUAUCAAUGCUGUGUUCUGAUUGGUUGAGCUACUACUAGGCUAUAUGUUAUGGCCCACUAUAGUAGCGAAAAGCGCGGGCUUUUUGGCGGCAAAAAAGGAUUAAAGUCUAGCUUUAACGUAGCUAAAAGAUUUUUGUUCUCGAUAUCUUUGACCAACUAGUUGGAUUUUACUAAAACAAUUAUUCCUCUCGCCCUCAUGGCCUCUGAAUCAAUAGCUCAUUCCGCCUUCGGCCUGGGAUAUUGUCUCAGAGCCCUUUCGGGCUCGAGGAAUAAUUGUUAGGUACACACAAAAGAAACGGAGAGAAAACCGUUAAAACAAAUCUGUCUUACCUUCUGUGCUAUCAUAGAAAGUGCGAUACAAAUUGAAAUGCAGACUUAAAGCAAUUAAGUACUGAUUUUAACCAGCAACAAGUUUUCAGUCUCAGCGAUCUCGUUGCUCCACUCGGGGGACGGAGGUAGCCGUUUUUCUCCCCACCGGAUCCCAAGGGAAAACAGCCGAGCUGCCAGAGAGAGUUUUCCAGCAGUCCAUUACAGUAGCUAAGAUGUCGACAUUUACGUUCCCCUUUUUUACCUGAAAGCUUGUAACGGGUUCCCAAGUAAGAAGAGUCGUCUUCCUUCAUUUGAAUUAUUCUGCUGAGGAUUAAUUUGAUUUAUUUUUUCGAUUUAUACUAUAGAUGCAGAAAAUGAGACGAAAACCAUUAACUGCCUUCUAAGAGGACAGAUUGAGAAAGAAAUGCCUGAACUGGAUGGUCCUGAGAUGCUGCAGUUUGCUAUGAUGUUUGUCCAAGGAGCUCUGAAAAAAUCUCAGGUUUGUGAUAUAAAACAUCGCUUUGUUGUUUCGGAUUUUGUUGAUACUACGUUUGCAUGUUUAGUUGUGGCUAAAAAAUGUCGACAUUAUAACUGAUUUUGUUGGUAAGUUUAAGAACUACGAAGCGGAGAAGGUGAUGCGGUUUGUCGGAUGAGAUUGUGCUUUUUUGUCAACCAGGUUUUUAAAAAUACGUUAUAAGCUUAACUAGCACAGGGCUGUCCAAUGGGCUUUGGCACCACUGACGCACAGGACACACAGGCCCCACGUGAAGUGCCCUCCCUACAGUGUACUCACUCCUGAAACGCAUAAAAGAUCACAAAGAACCUAUUAUAUUGUUCCGUCCCUUGAGGUCAUUUAGCGUCUUACGAGAAUAAAAUCACAAAACAGUGCAGAGGCGGGGUUGGUCAUUAUCCGAAGACUUUAAUUAACCAUCUGCAGAUCCGAAACUGGCAGGGCGUUCUCUUCCGUAAAUUUAAAGCUUUGGGUGUUGGUCAGGAUCAGGACUCGGAACCUCGCAGAAGUCAAACCUGGGCCUACCCUUCUGGGCCUGGUUGUUCAAAGCUGGGUUGAGAUAACUAAGGGUUAGUACGAAAUAUGAACUCAGAUAUGAGAACUUAAAAAGUAUAUAUAAAUUCAGUUUAAUUAUCUUGAAUUUGAUGAUUGAAUACUCUAAAAAGAAUAGAGAAAAUUAUUUGAGAGAGUGCGUUUGUUAAAAAGAUAAAGAAACCCGCGUUAAAAUUUAACCCCAGGUUAGCGCUCACCGGCGUUCGAACAACUGGGCCCUGCUGAGUUUGAAUCCAGCCAAUUGGGCUAAAUAAGCGGCGGUCUCUGCGCCGAGUUGUUCAAAGCUGGGUUAAUAUAACCCUGGGUUAGUUCGAAAUUUGAAUUCAGAUAUGAAAGCUUAACAAGCAAAUUCAGUUUAAUUCCUUUUGUCAACAAUUUUUUGAUUGGCUACUCUAAAAAGAAUAGAGAAAAUUGUCCGAGAAAACGCUUUUGAUGAAAAGAAAAAGAGACCCGAGUUAAAAUUUAACCCUGGGUUAGCGCUAAUGAUCUAUAAAACGUUUUUGUUUUCAGACUGUGCAUGAGACUAAUAAUCCUCUGGAAAGUAAGCUGACCUAUCAGAGCCAACAUCUAGUUCUUAAUCGUAGUGAGGAUCACAAAUUGGCCAACGUCACACUUGCAGGUAUCGCUAACGUUUUCAUAUGACGAGUUCUACGCCUUCGUUAAAUGGUUAUGACGGGACGAAAGGAGUUCACAAUUACCGGUUUGAGGGAUUACAUUACGCCUUCCUAAAUACGAGUCCUUCAUAAAUGCAAAAACCGUUUAAGGUAUGGCUAUGAAACUUAGGGGACCUCUUCAUAUUUUUAAGAAAAAUUUUGUUUUAAAAUGGGAUAUUAGAAUCCUGACUAAACAUACCCGGUCAAAGCAUAGAGGUCUUUAGGCGGCCAAAAAAAGGCCUAACAAGUUAAACUGGAAUGUUACAUGUUUUAAAGCAAAACUAGUUCAAGUUUGGGUGGAUUCAGGGAAACGUUUUAGUUAUGUUAAAUAAAUAUGAUAAACAUGAUCAAGUUGUGAAUACUCCUAAUUCCACCACUGACAUAUUUCAUUUUUUCACCAAGGGAGUUACUUAUCCCACACCAGAGGUGAAUACGCCAAUGCUGACAAAGCAGAGCCAACCCGGAUCAGACCAUCGUCACACACUUCAUGUAAUCGGCCAUUUAGACUUGGACUACCAAGAAAGCAUGGAAAUAAAUCACUGCAUCCAUACAUAAUUAAGAAGCCCAAUUCAGAAAGAUAG